Messenger RNA from Chlorella variabilis, 633 nucleotides. RefSeq lists its product as hypothetical. Gene Ontology annotation, biological process: positive regulation of ATP-dependent activity; protein folding. NCBI's taxonomy places the organism in Eukaryota, Viridiplantae, Chlorophyta, Trebouxiophyceae, Chlorellales, Chlorellaceae. Gene Ontology annotation, cellular component: cytosol. The transcript has 3 exons. The record is from RefSeq and is a predicted model, not a curated record. Gene Ontology annotation, molecular function: protein-folding chaperone binding; ATPase activator activity. Bases 1 to 633 code for a protein of 210 amino acids.
AUGGAGUGGACCAAGCAGCGGCUGGCGGAGCUGCUGCCGGGGCUGGAGGCGCCGGCGCUCGAGGUGGCGGGCGCGUCCCGGGACGGCGGCGUCACUUCCUACACGGCACGGGUGAACCAAGUCAAGAGCGUGACGGGGGAGGCCAUGCUGACCACCCGCAAGGGCAACAAGCGCUUUGCCUUUUACGACCUCAAGAUAACCCUGGGCUGGGAGGCAGCCCCGCCGCCGGCAGCACCCGCAGCAGCAGGCGCGGCGGAGCCGCAGCGGGCGCCCAUGGUGGCAGCGCCGCCGGCAGAUGCCGCGGCCGAGGCGCUGGCGGGCCCCAGCCUGGGCGGCGCAGGCGAGGCCCCGGGCGCGGGCGGCGGGGAGGCGGACGACGGCGGGGACGAGGGCGAGGACGAGGCUGGCGGCGAGGUGGCGGCAGCAGCGGAGGAGGGCGGCAUCACCGGGGAGCUGACUGUGGGGGAGUUUGGGAGCGGGUCGGAUCACGAUGAUCUGGAGGUGACGUGCACCGCCACAGGCGGCAGCGAUGGCAGCGAGCGGGAGCGGCUGCGGCGGCACGUGCAGGCCGCGCUGUGGCCGCUGGUGCUGGAGCGGCUGGAGCAGUAUGUGCGAGAGCUGAGCGAGGCCUGA